Molecule: messenger RNA, 1597 nt
Organism: Lactuca sativa (garden lettuce)
Lineage: Eukaryota; Viridiplantae; Streptophyta; Magnoliopsida; Asterales; Asteraceae
Product: serine carboxypeptidase-like 17
Biological process (GO): secondary metabolic process; proteolysis
Molecular function (GO): acyltransferase activity, transferring groups other than amino-acyl groups; serine-type carboxypeptidase activity
Source: RefSeq, a predicted model, not a curated record
UCUCUCCUCUUUCGCACACCUAACACUAUCACUUGUCUACAUCUCAACACAUUACACCUACUCCUCACACAUGUCUACAUAUUAACACAUGCAUCACACCUACUCCAUACACAGGAAACUCUUGUAAUGGAAUCCAAACACAUUCUUGUUUCCCUUUUGAUAACUUUUGCACUUUUCAUAAGUGCAUCAAACUCAAGGCCGAUCAUCAGGAGACUCCCAGGGUUUGAUGGUGAUCUUCCUUUCACUUUGGAGACUGGAUACAUUGGAGUUGGAGAAGAUGAAGCUGUGCAGAUCUUUUACUACUUCGUUGAGUCUGAAAGAAACCCUUCGGAAGACCCUCUUCUUAUUUAUCUCACUGGUGGCCCUGGGACUUCGGUUCUUUAUUCCAUGAUGUAUCAAAUAGGUCCACUCAAUUUCGAUCUAGAUGCUUCGUGGGAGAAUAACAUCACAUUGAAAUUGAAUCCAUAUGCAUGGAAUAAGGUUGCUAAUGUGAUAUACAUAGAUGCACCAGCUGGAGCAGGGUUUGCGUACGCUACAACAUAUGAAGCAUCAAUGAGCAGUGAUUCCCUUCUAGCUUCAAAUGCUUAUGAUUUCCUUCGAAAGUGGUUGAUGGAGCACCCUAGAUUUCUCAGCAAUCCGUUGUACAUAUCUGGGAUUUCAUACAUGGGCAUUAUCUUACCAAACGUCGCUUUACAUGUAUAUAAUGGAAAUGAACGUGGAAAUCAACCACACAUGAAUAUUAAGGGAGUCAUUAGUGUUUCCCCUUUAACUGAUAAGUUCGGUGAUUUUAAUUCAAGAUUUGAGUUUGCUCACCGACUAUCAUUAAUAUCUGACGAAAUGUACGAGUCUACAGAAAAAACAUGCAAUGGUAACUAUGUAUCUUUAUACAAUGAUUUAGACAGCAUCCGUUGUUCGAAUAACCUCCAAUGGGUGGAUGAGUGCACAAGUAUGAUUAACUUAGAGAAUAUAUUGGAACCGUUAUGUGCUACAACAGACCCAGCUUGUCGAGAAGCUACUUUUGGACUUGUAGUAGCUUGGGCAAAUGAUAAAGAUGUUCAAAAAGCUCUUAAUGUUCGUGAGGGAACAAUAGAAACUUGGGAGUGGCAAAACUCGACUAUUCAUUACGAUUUAGGGAAAAAUGACACAAUCAUUUACUCCUACGAUGUAUUCAGCACUAUCCCCAUCCACAAACAACUUCUUGCCAAGAAAUGCCAAUAUUUGAUAAUAUGCGGUGAUCAUGACAUGGUAUUUCCACAUGUGGGAACAGAGAAGUGGAUAAGAAGUCUCAAUCUUCCGGUUGAGAAGCGAUGGGAACCAUGGUUUGUUAAUGAUCAGAUCGCUGGAUAUCAGAUGACAUACGCACAAAAUGAAUACUUGUUAACAUAUGCAACUAUUAAGGGUGCAGGUCAUGGAAUCGCAUUGUACAAGCCUGAAGAAGCUUUGGCCAUGGUGGAUGAGUGGCUAGAUUCUCGUAUUUAUUUAAGUGACAUUUAAGUUAGAUCAAAUAUAUUGCCACUAUGAAUGAUUCAAUUGUUACUUGUAAUCUGGUAAUAUUAAAUAGGCUAUUAUUGAGAGCUUUGAUGAUGUUUGUGAUGAA